This is a messenger RNA of Aspergillus sclerotioniger CBS 115572, 1310 nucleotides long. RefSeq lists its product as uncharacterized. The coding region runs from base 94 to 1131 and encodes 345 amino acids. The transcript has a single exon. Lineage: Eukaryota; Fungi; Ascomycota; Eurotiomycetes; Eurotiales; Aspergillaceae. The record is from RefSeq and is a predicted model, not a curated record.
AAAGCGAUGUGCCCCCAGACCCAAGAAGGAAUAUUCUUGCUCAACCCCCAACUUCAGACUCCUCGUUCAUUCUUCUAAGAUACCCAUACAAGCAUGAUGCUUUCCGCCCUUCGACACUGGGCCCCCUUCCAGAUCGAUGCACUGGGCCUGGUCACAAUGCUAGGGGCCGAUGACAUCAAUCUCACAGUCGGUCGCUUAGUGUAUAGCCGCUUCACUGAAUACCUUCCGGUCCUCGGAGCGUUCAUCAUCGCAAACAACGAGAUGACCAAACCUAUCCCAGGGUUUGUGGCAUACAACAUCACCGACGGCAUCAUGGCCACUGAUGUGACUGGUUGGUUUUCUCGAUGGCUUCUAUGCCAGGACUUCACGACGUGCUCUACCACCCUCCGCCUUGUCGUCCAGCCAAAAUCAAAUUUGGUCAAACGGGAUGCGAUCGGUCUUUUCAUCGGAAUUCUGAGCAUGGCGCCAGUCAUAAUCUUUCCCGUCAUCAUGGGCGACUGGUGGGGAUUCGUGAACUCAAUGAGCAUGCUCAUCUCCAUCAUUGUGCGAAAGGUCAUUGUGCAUCAGAAUCGCACGGCCAUCAGCCGCUCCGCAUUGCAGGCAUAUGAUACCUCCAGCGAGGCAGUGAAGACCUUCUGGACGCUCCCGACGGGGACGGUGGUGACAAUCUACACCCCGCGGGGUGUUCUCACCAACACUCUAUUGACGAAUCCCCGACCCGGCCAUCCUCGACUAUACAAGUUGAUGAGGGCCAUUGGGUGGGUUGGCUUUGGAUGUCAUGUUAUCUCUCUGGGUAUGACCACCCUGUUCAAUCAGAUAGUGACUGUGGCUGUGCUCCUGGUGUCAACAGUCAUUGUGGUCCACCGCAUUGGAGAGGACGAACACCUAAUCGGCGAGAACAUCGCCGUCAGUCGACACGACGACCUGGAGGAACAGUUCCGUGCUGCCACAUAUGCUCGACUAGAGCUCUCCGAGAAGGAAGAACAGUCGAUGGUGUUGUGGAAUUUGUUCCCGCAUGAGUCUAACACGGCUUGGUGGGUGAGGUAUCGCGAUUGUGUCCAGAGAGGACAUGGUGCCUUUAAAGGCUGGGAUAGAAAGCUCACGCAGCAAUUUACGGAAUCAGAGGUGUAGUUUGGUGUUGGUGUUGGUGUUCGAUAUAUAUAUGUGAGGUUAGCAAGGUCACCAUCCAGCGUUUGUUAUGACUUAUGGCUUAUGAUAUGAGUUAUGCGGGAUAAACAUGUAUUGCUCUUUGUUAGUCAGAUUGAUUAUCUGUGUUCAAGCGCAAAAUAAACGAGUUAUGUCAUUAUGAA